Messenger RNA from Acanthaster planci (crown-of-thorns starfish), 1157 nucleotides. RefSeq lists its product as uncharacterized. The record is from RefSeq and is a predicted model, not a curated record. NCBI's taxonomy places the organism in Eukaryota, Metazoa, Echinodermata, Asteroidea, Valvatida, Acanthasteridae. Gene Ontology annotation, cellular component: plasma membrane; late endosome membrane; lysosomal membrane. Gene Ontology annotation, biological process: establishment of protein localization to organelle.
AUGACGUGCAAUGAAUCCAUUCUUGUUUUGAAUUUGGUGUACAGUGCUCGUGUCAUGUGCGUAUUACAUAGGGUUAUGGGGUUUGGAGAGCUAGACUAGUUGUAAAUGUGAAACUGCUUUGGUGGUGAAACGACGGCUUUUGCUUGACAAGAAGACCAAACUUGGAGAGAAAUAACUGGACGAAUUCGAAAUGGACGACUCAUCCCCACCCGUAGCUUUUAUUUUGCUUCUUUGUACUUUAGGGGAUAUUGGAAGCGCAGCUUCAGCAGACACGCCCCCUCGUCCUGGUAGCUGGGAAGUGAGUGACAAUCAGGGACGCGUGUGUAUGCUGUUGUCGUUCUCUGCGCAGAUUUCAGUACACGAGAAAACUGCAGGACACGAGAAUAGAGUACUCAACAUCCUGCCUUCCUAUAACUCUAAGACGUCGUGCCUGACGCCGUAUCGAGAAGUGAUUUUCGCUCCGUCCAGUGGCACUUCAUAUCCCAAACUGCAGCUGACAUUCUAUCUCGACCCCAUCAAGCAGGUCUACACCAUGGCCAAGGUUGUUGCUCAGUGGUACGACGCCAGCCUGGACGAGCCCUUUACGGAACAGAGAAUCAGCGACAACUUUCUCAGUGCAUCCGUUGCCGUGGAGAACUCCUACUAUUGCGAGGAUGAGAUGACGGUGGAUCUAGACGGCGGCGAUGCGUCCGUCCACAUGUGGAAUAUGCACCUGCAGCCCUUCUCCGAUGAGUCCGGAGGGGUGUAUGGGCCAAAGCAAAACUGCGAUUCCGGAGCGUGGAUCAUUGCCGCUUGCACGCUGAUCGGGGUAGGGGUAUUCAUGGUGUUUGCUGGAAUGGGCGUCUACGUGCUCAAACGCAGGAGGAGGAACGACUACGCCCACUUGCAAGGCGGCGGCUACCCACAGCAUGACAGCAUUGCCCAACCCUCGACAAGCAUUAGUUGAAUAUUCCAUGUCCGAUUAUCCUAGUUAAUUGUAAAUAAAUGGUGAAUUGCUUUGAAGAAAUACAUUUUGCAAAGAAAAAAAUCCAUCAAACAAUUUACAAUUUUACGAUUAGUGCCUGCGAGGGAAAUUGUAAGUGAUUGGGCAUAUAGUCUAAAUUUUCCUGUGCAAUUUUCAGUUGGACGUUCCUCGAAAAGGACUUAAAAAUGAGGAU